AUGGAUGCAGAAACAUACACCUUGCACGAUCGGAGGCCAGCUGCAAGUGUUUACUUGAGACGCGGAAGUGGAGAAUUUGUCGUUCAGCGGUGUCGCUCGCUAAGUCUCCCUGAGGAUCGAGUUCAACGGUUCUGGGCGCCAUUGCAGGCUAUGACAAGUCCAUCAAACGUCAGAUGCUACACAAACCAUGCACUGGACCAGUUUCUCGAGCAUAUACUAAAAGAUGGCACUAAAAAGGUCAUCCGCAUUGGUGGCCAGAGUCAUUCAGCUGUUCUAGAGGGACACAAUCUACGGGCAGUUACACAAAGCGAAUCCAAAAGCCGAUUUGAGCGCUAUGGUCUUGCCAUGUCCUACCAAGACUUGGACGCCGCAGCGGAGAGCAUCGAGAAGAUACUGGGCAGAGCGCAUGGUGCAUUACGACAAAUAAAGUGGGAAAACAUGCAAAAGUACCUCUCACGGUACCAUCCACACAUAGCUGCCCAAUUUGCAGAGACAGAUGAAGACGGAUUCGAAUUCGUGGGACGACACCCUUUCGACAUAUGGGCAUCACUUAAGACGGACGCGGACUUAACUCAUGACCAUGGCGCCGAGACCGAGAUAGAUUUCGAUGCUGUUCUCCGGAAGGCUUCUACAAGCGUCAAUUCUCUUUCUGCAUCUGAGCGACAACAUCUUAUGGACUUUUGGGGCAUGGAUAGAUACAAGCACGCUGUUAAUGACUUGGUCGAAACGAUUGAGGGCACCUCUACAGAACAGCGACAAGUGUCGAAUAUUCAUGACGAAGUCGAUCGGAGGGUGCUUCAAGAGGCUGAUGUCAUUGGCAUUACGACCACGGGCUUGGCGAAGCGAAUAUCGACUCUCCAGAGACUGAAAUGCAAAGUUGUCAUUUGCGAAGAAGCAGGUGAGGUGAUGGAGGCUCACAUCCUUUCAGCACUACUGCCGACCGUGGAGCACAUCAUUCAGAUUGGAGACCAUGAGCAGUUGCGGCCUCAAAUCAACAACUUUGGCUUGUCGUUGGAGAGCAAGCAAGGGAUGUUGUACCAGCUUGACCGCAGCCAGUUCGAGCGACUCUCAUUCGGGAUUUCAGGGCGACCCAAAAUCCCAUUGGCUCAAUUGGAAGUGCAGAGACGCAUGCGCCCCUCCAUAUCCUCGCUUGUACGCGAGACACUUUAUCCCAAUAUUCAAGACCACCCAAGCACUUGCGACCUCCCAGACGUUGUGGGCAUGCGAAAAAACCUCUUUUGGCUUGACCACGGCCAUUUGGAGGCUGGCGAGAGCGCCGAGAUGCACCACAAGUCGCAUUCGAAUGACUGGGAGGUUGGCUUGGUCCAUGCACUCGUUCGUCACAUUGUUCGCCAGGCAUCGAUGCGCAAUGACUUUGAGGUGGUUCUCAGUGACAGAGAUCAGGAUGCCUUGAAUAGAGAUGGUAUUGAUAGUGAGGAAUCCGACUCGCAAGAAGAAGUGCCAUCAACGCAACGGAAAGGCGCUCUGGCGAAGAAGAAGCUCAGCGAUCUGCUGCGCGUUGCUACGGUGGACAACUUCCAGGGUGAGGAAGCAAAAGUCGUGAUUGUAUCUCUGGUCAGAAGCAACAACGCUCGAAAGGGUGGCUUUUUGAAAACUACGAACCGAAUCAAUGUUCUUCUCAGCCGAGCGCAACAUGGAAUGUACCUCAUCGGGAACGCGGAGACCUAUACAAAUGUCAAGAUGUGGCAGACUGUUAUAGAGCUUAUGCGAGCGUCGGAUUCUGUUGGGAAAGUCCUUGCAUUGUGCUGCCCGCGGCACAAAGAAAUGCCGAUCAAUGUAUCUAAGCCCGACGACUUUUCUCGGCACAGUCCCGAAGGAGGGUGCUCGCAGACAUGCUCUUGGCGCCUCGCCGACUGUGGGCACAUGUGCCUCGCGCGCUGCCACUCGGAAAGUAUGCACAACAUAUUUUCCUGUCCACAGCCUUGCCAGCGUCUACAUGAGCCAUGCGGACAUGGGUGUCAGAGGCCAACAUGCGGCGAAGACUGCGGGAAGUGUCUCGUGCCGCUGAGAGAUGUCGAGCUGCCUUGCGGCCAUGUCAAGGACACUGUGGCAUGCCACUCUGCACAGAACCCCGAAUCGAUCCGCUGCGAUGUAAUUGUCGAGAAGGUUGUACCCGACUGCAACCACAAUGUGAACAUUGCAUGCUUCAAGUCGGUGACCGCAGAAGGCUAUCGAUGCCCAGCACCUUGCUCAACUCCGCUGUCAUGUGGCCACAUUUGUCCCGGAACAUGUGGCAGUUGCCGCGAACAAGCUGGCGACACGACUGGAAAGAUUUUUCAUAUAAAGUGCCGAAAGAUUUGCGAGAGACCAUUUGGAACAUGCAAUCACCACUGUCGCAAGCCCUGUCAUGCAGGCACCGAGUGCGGCCUGUGUGUUGCCCCCUGCGAGGUACGAUGCCAGCAUUCGACAUGCGCUGCAACGUGCAGUGAGGGCUGCACCCCCUGUGUGGAAAAGUGCGAAUGGUCCUGUGAGCACCAGGGCACCUGUGCGAUGCCGUGCUCAGCAACAUGCACCCGGCUGCCCUGCAACGAGCGGUGCGCCAAGCUGCUCUCCUGCGGCCAUCGCUGCCCGGGCAUCUGCGGUGAAGCCUGCCCUGAGGACUUGUGCAAAGAUUGUGGCGAGUCGCAGGACUCGCGGGUUGAUCUGCUCGAGAUGAAAACAUAUACCGAAAUCGACGUUGACGUGGACCCCAUUGUCGUUCUAGGCUGCGGACACUUUUUAACAGCCGAGACCUUAGACGGACUCAUGGGCAUGCACACAGCAUAUGUGUCUGAUGUUGAAGGUCGCUUCACGGGCUUGGUCGAACUUUCCGGCGAAUUUGCCAAGAUGCCGCAGUGUCCGGACUGCAAGCGUCCGGUGAGGCAAUAUGCGACGCGACGCUACAAUCGAAUUGUCAACAGAGCAGUCGCAGACGAGUCAGGCAGAAGGUUUCUAGUCGCAGGCAAAGAAAAGCUAAAAGAUAUCAACAUGGAGCUGGAAAAGCUACAACGGGAGCUCGCCGAAUCACAUUCGGGUAUUCUACGAAUCAUCAAUGUUCUCCCCGCAGGCCAGACUGAGACCCUUAUUCGGCGCCUGCAGAUUCGCUACAGGGAAAACAAGAAGCUGCGUCACAAGAUAAAGACUUUUUGCAAUGAAUCUUCGGAGAGAUAUAAGCCCCAUCAUAAGCUUUAUGAAGCCACGAUUCACGCGCUGCGAGGAAUUGGGCGAAAUACGUUGAGCGACGGCCUCGCGGCUCUGUCAAUGCAGAGCCCACCUCGCCGGGUCGAGAGAGAUUGUCGUGUGGUCCUUGCCGGCGAGAUGGCACUUGUCAAGCUGGAUUUUAUCAUACUGGAAGACAUAUUUGAUCUUUUGCCCGCAAUCGAAGCUGCAAAUUUCGCGCAGCCACCGAAAUGGCCAGGCGGUUCUCCGCUUCUGGUUGCCAAACUGUUUCUGAAGUCUUGCUCGUCGUUAAUUUCCCGCUCCCGUACUGACGCUUUGCCUAAGCUCGCUGCCGAGGCAAUCCUGUAUCAUGCCAGAAUGGCGCACAUGUACGGGUUCCGCCCGCGUCUCGAUGAGGCAGAAAGGGCCAAAGCGAGCGGUUUCCUGGACGAGGCGAGGGAAAACCUCGAGACAGCAUCCCGCAUGUGCGAGCAACCCUUUCAAGAUGCUGACACGUUGAAGGAAGCUGUUCGUAAAACUAUUCAGCUACUACAAGCGGAACGGUAUGAGGCGGUCAGCCCGGAAGAGAUUGCGGCUAUCAAAAAGGCCAUGCUCAGCGGGCGAGAUGGGAUGGCCACGCACUCUGGUCACUGGUACAAUUGUGUCAACGGACAUCCGUUUGCGAUUGGCGAAUGCGGGAUGCCCAUGGAGCAGGCGCGCUGUCCCGAGUGCGGCGCGCCCAUUGGAGGUCAAAAUCACCAGAGUGUUGCUGGUGUCACCCGCGCCGAUGCUAUGGAAAAUUAA
Molecule: messenger RNA, 3963 nt
Organism: Beauveria bassiana ARSEF 2860
Lineage: Eukaryota; Fungi; Ascomycota; Sordariomycetes; Hypocreales; Cordycipitaceae
Product: NFX1-type zinc finger-containing protein 1
Exons: 5
Coding region: 1-3963 (1320 amino acids)
Biological process (GO): regulatory ncRNA-mediated heterochromatin formation
Cellular component (GO): nuclear RNA-directed RNA polymerase complex; nucleus
Molecular function (GO): zinc ion binding; helicase activity
Source: RefSeq, a predicted model, not a curated record